This is a messenger RNA of Paramuricea clavata, 870 nucleotides long. Lineage: Eukaryota; Metazoa; Cnidaria; Anthozoa; Malacalcyonacea; Plexauridae. The record is from the annotation of a GenBank genome assembly.
AUGAGUGAGACAAACGCUAGCACCGCGCUGGAAACAAAAUUAGUUCAAUUGCAACUAACGACGAAGCGAACGGACGGAAUUCUAGCAAAAGCCCAAGAAGAGCCUAUUGCUCAACGUCAGGGAACACUUAGAACUGUCAUUGACGAAGUGGACAAAUUAAGGCUUACGGUUGAAGCUGAAAAAUUAGGCAGAAAAGAGGACACUACCGAGUGGAAUGAGGAGAUUGAUAUCAAAAUCAGUGAGGCAGAUAGUCAUGUAAGACUGACGAAGGAAUGGUUGGCGGAAAACAAGAGGAAACUAGAGGAGAUGGAGAAAGAAGAGAAGAUCAAGUUUGAGGUAAAACUGCAUGACACUAAAGUAAAGUUACAAGAUGAACAUAUUCUUAAAAACACUUCGCAGACCAGUAAAACUUUCAUUGGAAUGCAAGCGAAAUUACCAAAGCUAGUGAUUUCGAAAUUUAAUGGUUCUCCUAUGGUUGGCCAAGGUUUUGGGGACAAUUCUCAGAGAACAUUGAUCAAUCCGCUAUUGCCCCAGUAACUAAGUUUUCUUACCUUCGCGAGUUGUUAGAGCCUAAAGUAUGACACACGGUGGUAUUUAACAGUGGUAUUUAACGAGUUUAAAGAACAGUUGACCCGAUCUCCCGAAGGAUGGUACGAGACCGCGUUACCAUGGAAACCAAACCAUCCCUAUCUUCCUAACAAUGAAUGUGGUAACCCGAAGCGACUCGGAAGUUUGACUAGAAGACUUCAACGCGAAAACUUGAUGGAGAAGUACGACGGCAUUAUACAAGAACAACUCGCUGAGAGGGUCAUUGAAAGAGUUCCACCUCCCGUGGUGACCGGAAGUGACCCAGUUCCACCCCCGUGGUGA